Messenger RNA from Tetrahymena thermophila SB210, 606 nucleotides. RefSeq names its product transmembrane protein, putative. The transcript has a single exon. Lineage: Eukaryota; Ciliophora; Oligohymenophorea; Hymenostomatida; Tetrahymenidae. The record is from RefSeq and is a predicted model, not a curated record.
AUGUAAGAUAUAUUGAUACUAAUCAAUUAGUUUAAUUUACAUCUUUACGCUAAGUUGAAAUUUUUGUUCAAUAGUAAAUAAAUCGUGAUAAUAAUUUUAAGCGUUCGUGCUUAAAGUAUGGAACAUUAUUUGGAGUUAUUUUAGCAGCCUUUUGUUUUUACAAAAAUUAAGAAGAAAAUUUUAGUGGAAAAUAUCUAUUUAAUGCUUUUGCUUUAUCUGCUAUUGGUGGAGGUGCAAGCUGUUAUACAUUUUCAGGAAUUUUGUCUAAGAUUGUUUAAGACAAAGACACAAAUAUUGAUUUCUCUUAAUUCUAGUUAUAUUUUAAAUAACAUUCACAAGAUCUUUACAAGUUAACAAAAAUUUUAGAGUAAUGAUUCAAUUUUAUAUACCAUCAAUACUUUUGAAUAAUUGAAUUAAAUAUUUAUUGCUAUUUAUAAUCUAUAUAAAAUAUUUACCUUUAAUAUAAAUAAAAUUAAUAUCAAUCAUUGCUAAAUCAAGCUAAAUUUAAAGCAAGUAUAAAAAUAACUAAAUAGUAUUUAAAAGAUUGCUCAUAAAUAUAUUUUAUGUAACUAUUAUUUGUAAUUUAAAGACAUAAUUAAAAACUGA